Molecule: messenger RNA, 4631 nt
Organism: Cavia porcellus (domestic guinea pig)
Lineage: Eukaryota; Metazoa; Chordata; Mammalia; Rodentia; Caviidae
Gene: Zbed10
Product: Putative protein ZBED10P
Exons: 2
Coding region: 184-3324 (1046 amino acids)
Biological process (GO): regulation of transcription by RNA polymerase II
Molecular function (GO): protein dimerization activity
Source: RefSeq, a predicted model, not a curated record
UCGUCUGGCUCACUUCCACCCUGAUGUGCUCCAGUGGAAGAGAAGAGGGUAGCAUUAAUGUUGUGCCAAUUUCCUGAGAUCCUGGAUUCAUCCAUUGGGGCUGUUGAGGAUUAAAAGCCCUGAAGCUGUAGCCCAAGCCUCCAUCCAUCUUCUCAUUGCCCCAAGCUUCCAAGCACAUUGGAAAUGGAAAAAAUCAAAAACCCUUCCAAGAGACAAAGGGCCUCAGGACCAGUGGGCCAGGAGCCUUGUGUGAGUGCCAGCACCCCAGUGACCAGACCCAAGAACCCAGCCACCACCCUAGCUUGUCCAAGCCCUGACUUGUGUACCAGAGCCACCAACACCUUUCAUACGCUUGGGGUUGCCCCAGAAGGCCUACCAGAGAUGGAGGUCAAACUUGAUUUGCCUGAUAGAGACAAGGCCAGCAGUGACCAUAAGAGGAAAGCCAGACUCUGGAGGCCCCCAAGAAAGCAGGAAAGCGACUCACCUCGGCGGAAGAGCAGUUUCUGCCCCUUGCCUCCUGGCACACCAGUCUCUCCAUCUGGCAAAGCUCACCUACAGAAUCAGGUAGAAGGUGCUCUUGGCCUCCCUGCCUGCAAUGGAAAGAGAAAAGCCCACUGUCUGGGGGAACCUCAUCUUCAGUCCUCUGCCUCCCAUGCCAAGUGCUGGGCCAGCCCUUCAAGAAGUAAGCCCAAGGGGCACUGUGGAGCCUAUGAUCUCCACCUUGCUCCUGGGUCAGAACCCCCUGUGCAGCUUGAGAAGAGAAAAGUAUCUAAGGCGAAAGUACGUGGACGGAAAGAGGAAGGGAUAAAGACAAGAAAAAAAACAAGGUCCCUGUCUCUUAGUGCAGGUUGCACCCCAACUCCAGCCCAGAUUCUCUUCCACCAGAACACCAGUCCUGACAGGUUGGAGGUGAGCCAGCCCAAGGAAAACGAGGCAUCAAGGCAGGCUGACAUCCUCUCAGCACAUCCGGUCAAGGAACUGCGAUACCCCAAACAACGGAAGAAAAAGCAUCUGCUUCGUGGUGUGAUAGAGAAGUUGGGGCCCCAGCCAAGCCUCCCGGAGCCCCCUUGCUUGAACAAAUUGAUCAGAGAUACAGAAGUAGAGACCUGGGGCUUAGAUUCCACCCCAGGAUCCCUGAAUCCUUCACAUGCCACACCAGAUGUUAGACAGUUCUUUACUGGGGACUUGAAGAACGCCUACUGUGUCACCUGCACCCUGUGUGGCGCCAGUGUCAGACGGGACAAAGCUGAAGGGCGGGCCCGAGGCUCAAGUCUCAUCCAGCACCUGACCAAUAAGCACAACAUGGAGUGGGACAGAAGGGCAGUCUCAGGCAGCCCAGGUCAGUGGCCAGCAGGGGCAGGGCAGGCACAGGAGAAGAAGGCUGGUGCCCUCAGCCUUGGGGAGCCUAGAGACUCCCCAGACACCCUGCCCUUGGAGGACAGCAAUAGGGAACUGGCCCUAGACAGACGCGAGCAGCUACUCCCAGCCCUGCUGCCACUGCCUGCUUCCCCUGGGUCAGUCAAGGACAGCCUGAGUGACACACAUGACCCCACCUGGCCCCAGGCUCAGGCCUGGAACCACAGGAUUGCAGAGCUGUUGUGUGGCUUGGCCCUGCCACUCUCCUUUGUGUCCUCCCUACCAUUCAGGAGGUUCAUGGCUCAAGUGGACCCUUGCUACCACCUGCCCUCCCCAGCCUUCUUCUCUGACAAAGCCUUGCCCUCGCUGCAUGAGGCCAUGGGUGACAAGGUGCUUGAGGAGAUGCAGUGGGCUGAGGGUGGCCAUGUCCACUUCACCACCUCUGUAUGCGCCCAGGACUCGGUGGUGAGCUACAUGGCCGUUGCUGCCCACUGGGUGACCAGCAAACCUAUGGCAUCAGUAAGCUUGAGGAAGCGUGCAGUGCUCUGGGUCCGGGGCCUGACCCUCAAGAGAGCCACUGAGGAUGUGCAGCCUGAACUGCUGGAGCAGAUUAGCCUAUGGCUGGGCCGUGGCUCCCUGAAGGCUGGUUUCCUGGUGUCAGGUGGCUACCCCAGCCUGGAGUGGGCAGUAAGGGCCGAGGGUUACACCCAUAUCCCCUGUUUCACCCACUGCCUUGACUCUGUGGUGAGCAAUUUUCUGCAUCAUCACCAUAGCGUCCAGAUCAUCCUGGGCACGGCCAGGGCCAUCUGUAGCCAUUUCAAAGGGUCGGUGGAGGCCCGGAGUCUGCUUAGCCAGCUCCAGCAGCAGUGUGGCCUCCCAGCCCAGCAGCCCUUUGAGAAGCUGUCAGACGACUGGAGCUCAGCCUACCGCUUGAUGGAGUGGCUAGUAGGGCAGCAGCCUGCCCUGCAAGCAUAUGCCGAGAGUCAGCAGCUGGGCAAGGCUGGCACUGCCCUGUCUACUGUGUUCUGGAGCCUGGCAGACAGCCUGGUGAAGCUUCUGCAGCCCUUCCAGAUGGUAGUCCGUGAGGCUAGCAUGCCUCAGGCUUCCCUGAGCCAGGUGCUACCCCAGCUACGCUACCUGUACAUCUUCCUGGAGCAGGUGCACAGGCAUUUCCAGGAGCAGAGCGUUGGGGAUGUGGGCACAGCCUUGCGGCUGGCAGAGGGCUUGGCCCUGCAGCUCUCCACAGACCAUCAGCUCAAUGAGCUCUUCUACCGUGAGGAGUUUGUGCUGGCCACCCUGCUGGACCCACGCUUCAAGGGCAAGGUCGAGGCCAUCCUGCCCGAGGGGGCUGACAUUGACCACUGGAAGCAAGUCCUGGUAUACAAGGUCAAGGAGAUCAUGGUGACUGAAUACUUGCCUACCUUCAGUGGGAGAUGUAAGAGCAUGCACUCGAGCACCACCAGGAGGGCCAGGGCUGAGCGGAAAGGCCAGAGGGAGUCUCUGUGCAGGCAGAGUGACCCAGGCCCCUUUUUGCUGGUGCAGAGGGAGAAGAGCCUGCUAGAGCAGCUGGAAAGUGUGGGCCUCCUGGUAUCACAGAGCAGCAGGGCCUCUCUCUCCACAGAGAACCACAUGGCCAGUGUCAUUGUUAGGCAAUAUCUGCGGGACAACGAGACCAUUGGAGCUCAGGAGGACCCACUGGCCUAUUGGGAAAGGAAGCGCAGUGCCUGGCCAGCUUUGGCCCAGCUGGCCACCACUUACCUAUCCUGCCCGCCCACGAGAGCCUUCUCAGAAAGUGUCUUGGCCUCUCUAGACAGCCCCACCAUUGUAGAACAGAAGCCCCCACUCAAAGUAGAGGCCAUUGAGCACCUGCUCUUUCUAAAAACCAACCUGGAGUACUUUCCUCACUACACCCCACCGCACCUUGUCAUCUCUAGCAGUGACCUGGCUGAGAGGGAGCAGACCUCAUAGCCUACCUGCCAUGCUAGAGUGGGCAAACUUGGGACCGCACCAGUAGGUUCCACAAACCUUGAGGGCUCGGAGGUACAGCCACGGUCUGCUGUUCACAGAUUUACUCAGGGAAACCCUGCAUGGAGUGCAGUGCUGUAGCCUAGAUGUCACCUUCUGAAACCUGUCACUACAGGGUCAGCAUCUCUGUCCUUGAUAAGCUCCCACUUUCUCCUCACUGAUCCAUGUAUAUCCAACAGUGUGCAGAGGAAGGUCUUAACUGUUUUCCUGUGUGGCUGUGAGCUGUUCUGUAUGGUCUUUAAAACUGAUAUGAAAUAUUUCAUAUUAGUGGGUAUUUAGGAUCUUGCACAGAUCAUCCUUGUGGAUACAUGGAAGCAUUCCUUUAAGAAGCAGCUUUAGCCAGGAGCCCAUACCUGUAAUCUUAACUACUUGGGAGGCUGAGGUAGGCGGAUUGCAAGUCUGAGGCCAGCUUGGGCAGUUUAAUGAAGACUUUACCUCAGAAUAAAAUAUAAAAAGGACCGGUGCUGUAGCUCAGUGUUAAGUGCCCUGGUUUGACCCCUGUACUACCUAAAUGAACACAGCCUGCCCAGAAAGGGAGGAAGCCUGAGGCAGAGUAGUCACCUUGGCGGGGAAGUGUCUGCACGCAUGCACACAGCGCGGUCUUGCUGGGAACCCACAGGAGCUGGAACUGAACAGCUGGCCUAGAGAGCUGAGAGAUCCCUAGUCUUCAGUGUGCCGAGCUUAGCCCCAGCCUGCUGGGUCCGUGUUCUACUUGGCAGCACCUGUCCCUCCUUCCCCCUGGCCACUGUUAGGGAAGAUGCAUGUUUGGAAGAGAGGGAGGAUGUGUAAGGAACUUGCUGGCAGGGUACUGUUCAGCACUCCCGUAGCACCAAGUGUGGCGCCUGAGGGCUGGGAACCAGAGGCGUUGGACAGGAGAGGAAGGCAGUGGCUGGGCGCUGCACAUCUCACAGGACUUGAGUCCAAGUAGCCCUGAGGGUGCCUGGUCACUCAGCAAGAUGGCCACUGAUCAUCAGUAGUAAGGUGCAGUCUCAGCUUCAUAAACCAUCUCACUUGAAUGGUGACCCCAAAAAGCUGUCCCCAGCCCCUCCUAGGUUGUCAAUCUGGUGUGUCAUCCCACUAAUUCAUUGGGAAAGGACUGAAAAUGCAAAGCAGGAAAGAUGAACUGUAGUCGUGUCAUUCAUUCACAGCCAGUGCUCUGACCUCGUCCUUGUUUUACACUAGAGAUCCUAUGACUUAUUUCUUACGCAGUGUUUUUGUUUUAACAGUAAACAGUUGCAAGUUUUGACUAA